AUGUCCACAGACGUCGUGUCAAUCUCUUACCAAACACUUGUAUCUUCACCCUCGUCUCUAGAGACAUCCAUUGAGGAGGCGUUUGGAUCGCAUUCUCAGGCCCUCGGGAUUAUACUAGUGAAAGAUCUUCCGCCUGUCUACCCUGUCUACAGGGAAAGACUACUGAAGUUUGCAUACGAUUUUGCUCAUCUGGAUGAGGACAUAAGGGAGAAGUACGUGGACCCUGGGAGCAUAUACAGUUACGGAUGGUCGCACGGGAAAGAAAUCAUGAAUGGACGGCCAGGUGCGAAUGAUCAUGUAUACCGCCUAUUGGCUGGAUACUUGCUUACCAUGGAACUAGACACGCUGAAAGGGUCUUACUACGCUAACCCCGUGGUAGAUGUUCCCGACGUCAACCCCGCUGUAAAAGCUGCGUAUCCACCAAUCUACGGCAAUAACAUCUGGCCCGACAAGAACGAAAUCGGUAUAGAAGGUUUUGAAGAAGCCUUCAAGGAUCUGGGAGGGUUCGUUUUCGAUGUUGGGCGUCAUCUUGCGGGCGCCUGUCAGCCCUUUGUCUCCAAAUAUUUGACGGACGUGUCUUUAUCUGUUCCAGAACUCAUCAGCACACAAACCGCUAAAGCUCGCCUUCUGCACUACUUCCCUCCUUCAGAAAAUAGCCCUACCGCUGAGGAUGAACCCAUCGAUAGUUGGUGCGGCUUUCAUAAAGAUCAUUCACUCCUGACUGGGUUGUGUUCGGCUAUAUUCCUUCGUGAAGAAGCAGGAAUGGAACCUACUGCUGUUCCCUCACCUUCUCCGACGUCCGGCUUGUAUAUCAGAACUCGAGGUAGAGAUCUGACAAAGGUCUCGAUUCCUCCAGACUGCCUUGCCUUCCAAACAGGCGAGGCCCUGGAGUUAGUCACUGCUGGAAAGUUACGGGCGACACCUCACUGCGUGCGGGUUGGGCAAACACAAGUUGGAGCAAAGAUAUCACGAGAGACAUUUGCUCUCUUCAUGCAGCCUGAUACCCAUCAACGUAUCUCUGAAAGCGAUACCUUCGGGUCAUUUAGCAAGAAGGUGCUGGAGGAACACUACAAAGAAGCCAGGGUAAUAUGA
Messenger RNA from Suillus subaureus, 1092 nucleotides. Its product is annotated as Clavaminate synthase-like protein. Lineage: Eukaryota; Fungi; Basidiomycota; Agaricomycetes; Boletales; Suillaceae. The transcript has 7 exons. The coding region runs from base 1 to 1092 and encodes 363 amino acids. The record is from RefSeq and is a predicted model, not a curated record.